Megalops cyprinoides (Indo-Pacific tarpon) is the source of this 1628-nucleotide messenger RNA. RefSeq names its product interferon-induced protein 35 (gene ifi35). The record is from RefSeq and is a predicted model, not a curated record. NCBI's taxonomy places the organism in Eukaryota, Metazoa, Chordata, Actinopteri, Elopiformes, Megalopidae. The transcript is spliced from 10 exons. Gene Ontology annotation, molecular function: RNA binding. Gene Ontology annotation, cellular component: nucleus. Bases 196 to 1335 code for a protein of 379 amino acids.
GCUCACUGUGACAAGGGUGUUUUGUAAGACUCAAACGUAAGGACAGGAACGUUGUUUGUUAAACUGUAUUUUCUUUUGUUGUUACAUCGAAUUCGACAUAACCUACAAAGGCGACUGUGCGUUGUGCCCUCCAAUUUUAAACAGAUUGGAAGAAACUCAUCCUUCUGAAGGCAGAGACAUAAGCUUCCCCCAAAGAUGAAUUCUGAAGAGGAUUUCUCACUGGUAACUCAGAAUGGUGAAGUGUCACCGAUCAGUCCUGUAAGUCCUUUGGAGAAGAUCAGACAGGAAAUUACAAAGUGCAAGGCGGCCUUUGACCAGCUGGUGGUGGAGCACAGGGAGUUGGCUAAAGCUAAAGAUGAACAACUGGAUAUGGCGGAGAAGUUCCGUAACCGCAGUACCCGAUUGAAGGAUCAGCUGAGGGAGGAAGAGGAGGAACAAGCCCAGAGAAUGGAUAAUGAAAAGGAGAAGAUGAGUGCCUUGCAAGAGGAGGGGAGCAGGCUGCAGGUGGAGGUAGAGAAGAUGGAGCAGGAGCUGAGACGCAUCGACACACUUAACCACCAGCUGAAGCAGCAGACGCAGGUGUCCACAGCAGUUCCUGAAAAGAAAGUUGUCUUCACUGGUGAUGUUGCUGUGGGGGCUGGGGCUGGGGCCAGCAGCUUUGACUUGAAGGCUCAAAUCGUGUACCCCAUGGAGGGUGGGACAGCACUAGUCACCUUUGAAGAUGGGGAGGUGGCUCAGAAUAUCAUGAGCAUGCAGCAGCAUGAGAUUCAGCUCGGGGACUGCAUCAUUAGACUGAGGGCCGAACCAGUGCAGUUCCUGAUGCCCAGUCGCAUUGAGAUGGACACCCACAUAUGCCCCAGGCGCAUUCUGGUCUCCAACCUCCCAAAGAAGGUUGAUGAACAAACGCUCAUGGACAAGCUGGAGCUCCACUUCCAUAAGAAAAAGAAUGGGGGUGGGGAGGUUGAUUCGGUCGACAUGCUGCAUGAUUCUGGCAAUGUGGUCAUCGCGUUUAUGGAAGACAACGUUGCAAAAGGUUUGACGGACACGGAGUUUCAUGAGGUGGGAAUAGAAAAAAAGAAAAAGCACAGGCUAAGAGUGACUCCAUUUGUCAAUGGAGAGAUCACAAACCUACAGACUCGGGUGUCUGUGUCCCAACGCACGGUGUUGCUGACUGGGAUCCCUGACAUCAUGGACCCAGAGAACCUGCAGGACAGCUUGGAGAUCCACUUCCAGAAGGAAAGCAAUGGAGGGGGUGAAGUGGACGCCUUCAUCUACAACCCUCUGGGCCGCAGCACCCUUGCCCUGUUCAAGGAGGACCCUCCUAAGAGCCAGUGAGCAAGCUGAAGGCACUCUCCCCACUACCUCUAGUUAUCUCCUGCCACCUCCUUCCCUUUCUGCAGCCUUCCCACAGUGCAUCUUUGAAAUCCACCAACCUCUGAGCAAUCCUUAGAUCCCAGCCUGUUGUGUUUCUCACAGCCAGUUUUGACCAUAUCAGUGCUGUCAUACACUUUUAAUAAAGAAGCUGAUCCAUAUACCAUCUUAUUAAAAUAAAAUAUUGUAUGGUUCACUUGCAUGUGUGCCAGUAUGCAUGUUCAUACAGCAAUUCCCAUUUUCUAUGUUAAUUUAUG